Messenger RNA from Haliotis rubra (blacklip abalone), 1286 nucleotides. RefSeq names its product methionine aminopeptidase 1D, mitochondrial-like. The record is from RefSeq and is a predicted model, not a curated record. Gene Ontology annotation, biological process: proteolysis. The transcript is spliced from 6 exons. The coding region runs from base 137 to 1252 and encodes 371 amino acids. Gene Ontology annotation, molecular function: metalloaminopeptidase activity. NCBI's taxonomy places the organism in Eukaryota, Metazoa, Mollusca, Gastropoda, Lepetellida, Haliotidae.
AUGGGCUUCAGAGAGAAAGUUGAGAAAUGUUGUACAAAUCCCGGAGCGUGCUUAACGAUUUAAUGGGAGACGUUUAAUCUAAACGACAUACUAGAUAACUUAGGCAUACGUAUCUGCACUGAGUAUUGAAUAUCAAAUGUACUUAUUGAGAUCUCUGGAAACCAUGUCAGGCACGAGAUGCAUGUUGAUCAUCAGACACAUGGAUGUCAAAAUGUGUUCUAAGUUUAAGAUAGGUCAAAUGAAGAGAGACUUGUCAUCAGCUGCUCACAAGCUACAACCAUGUCUCACGAAGUCUGACACUCAUACAAUCGUUAAAAACAGACACUUCAGUUUACAAACAUCACACAAUCCACGUGAAAUAAUGAAAACAGGUCCCCCUGAACUACGAAAGUGUAUACGCACACUGUACAGUCUGGUACAGCCUCAGAAAGUAACCAGUGUCUCCCACGUUCCUGAUCACAUCAAGAGACCAAUGUAUGUGCUGACAGGGAAGGUUCCUGUGGCCAGCAAGCCGAUUCCACUGAAGAACCAGACCCAGAUAGAUGGAAUGAAAGCAGCCUGCUCCUUGGCAAGUAACAUCCUAGCAAAGGCAGGAGAAGCUGUCAGGACAGGUGUAACAACAGAUGAAAUCGACCAACUUGUCCACAGACUGGCCAUAGAGAACAAUGCAUAUCCAUCUCCGCUGUUGUACAAGGGCUUCCCAAAGUCUGUGUGUACCUCUGUCAACAAUGUUGCUUGUCACGGCAUCCCUGACAGUAGACCCCUGAUGGACGGAGACAUCAUCAACAUUGAUGUGACAGUGUACUUGAAUGGUUACCAUGGUGACUGCUCGAAGACAUAUCUGGUUGGCAACGUUGACAGGGGAGGUCAGUUGUUGGUUGAUGUUGCAAGACGUUGCCGAGAUGCAGGGGUUGCUGUUUGUAAACCAGGUGUCAGAUUCUGUGAAAUAGGCAAUGCAAUCAGUUCUGCUGCUCACAGUGCUGGAUUCUCUGUGAUUCCUGAAUUCUGUGGACAUGGAAUAGGAGAAAACUUCCACGAAAAGCCUGAUAUCCUCCACUUCGAGCAUCAUGAUGAGGCUGUCAUGGCACCUAGGAUGACUUUCACUGUGGAGCCAAUUAUUUGUUCCGGACAACCAGACUUCCGUAUCUUAGAGGAUGGUUGGACGGCGGUGACACUGGACAGCUGCCGGUCUGCCCAGUUUGAACACACUGUUCUAGUCACAGAGGAAGGGGUGGAGAUCCUCACACUGUGAUAUCUUUAGAGAAAAAUAAAUUUAUAGUUUUGAA